Oncorhynchus kisutch (coho salmon) is the source of this 3267-nucleotide messenger RNA. RefSeq names its product solute carrier family 35 member G2-like. The record is from RefSeq and is a predicted model, not a curated record. Gene Ontology annotation, cellular component: membrane. The transcript has 2 exons. The coding region runs from base 500 to 1780 and encodes 426 amino acids. NCBI's taxonomy places the organism in Eukaryota, Metazoa, Chordata, Actinopteri, Salmoniformes, Salmonidae.
UUCACUUCCUCUUUCACAUUGUGGGAAUAGGCCAUUAUGAAUCCAAUUUUAUUUUGAUGACGACGAUGAUGGGGUAAUGAUGAUGAUGAUGAUGAUGAACACACAGACAGAAACACACACCCAUCCCCCACCCUAACCUGGUAGUUGGAGGAAUAUUUCGAAGGGGUGGUCUUGAGAUGCAAUGUUUUGAGCGGGGAGAGAGAAACGCUGUUGCCGCAACCAUUCUUCCUCCCUCCGGUUCCCACCGCUCUUUCCCUCGCUCACUUCAAAGUCCACCUAUCGUAGGCGUGGAGAACCUCUCGUGCGUCGCACACGGAGACCGUGCCUGUUGGAGACGCGCUGCAUCCGCUCCACGGGAAGAUGGAGAAACGGCAAGCACAGUUUUCCCAAUGUAGAGAACAAGAAACCAAGGAAAGCUGUCAUUUAUGAUGCAAAUAGUGCUUUACCGUCGAUAGGAACUUAUUUUAGCGAAAGGUGUGCUCUGAUCUGCUGAAGGAACAUGGAUGUGUCUGGGGGCCAGCAGCAGUAUGGAGGAUCUAAGAAGAGGGUGAAGAUCCACCCCAAUUCCGUCACAGUGAAAUACGCCACCCACUUCCCCCAGCCUGGAGACGAGGGUUACGACGAUGCUCCGUCCUUUGAAGACUUUGGGUCGUUUGCAGAGGCCAGCCCUGCUAAGAGACUGGUGACAGACAGUAGUAGGAGGACUUUCUUUGGCACCAUAGAGACCCCCUGUCCGCUAGGGGGGAAGGGGCCAGCGGGGGGAGGGGUGGAGCCCCAGAGCCGGGACAAGGGGGUCGGGGGGCAGCUGGCUAGCUUCGGGGAGGCCAACGUCCUGGCGUCCCGGGUCACCUGGAUGGCGUUGUUCGGGGCAGCGGUGGCUCACGGCUGCGUUGCUCUGAUCACACGGCUGGCGGCGGACCGCUCCAAAGUGCCGUCCCUGGAGCUGAUCUUCAUCCGGUCUGUGAUCCAGGUCCUGUCCAUCACAGUGGUGUUUUAUAACCAGGAGGAACCCUUCGGCCCGAAGGGGUACCGCCUCCGGCUCUUCUUCUAUGGUGUCUGCAACGUUAUCUCCAUCACCUGCGCCUACACCGCCUUCGCCAUCGUGCCGCCCAGCAACGGUACCAUCAUGUGGCGCGCAACCACCACGGUGUUCAGCGGCGUGAUGGCCUUCCUGUUGUUAGACGAGAGGCUGGGCUACACGGACGUGGUGACGGUGGUGGGCAGCGUGUUCGGCCUGUGUCUCGUCAUGAUCCCCAAUGUGGCUGACGAGGAGAAGUCCCGCCUCACCUUCUGGAAGGAGGCGUUCGGCUACACCAUGACGGUGAUGGCCGGCCUCACCGGAGCCCUGUCCAUGAUCGUCUACCGGGCCAUCAAGGAGCGCGUCAGCAUGUGGACAGCCCUGUUCACGUUCGGCUGGACGGGCACGGUGUGGGGCGCCUCCACUAUGUUCGUUAUGCAGGAGCCGAUCAUCCCCCUUGAUGGGGAGACGUGGGGCUACCUCACAGGGAUCUGUAUCUGUUCCACCGUGGCGUUCCUGGGGGUCUACUACGCCCUCAACAAGUUCCACCCCGCCCUGGUGAGCACCGUGCAGCACCUGGAGAUAGUGGUGGCCAUGUUGCUUCAGCUUAUGGUGCUGCGCAUGGUCCCCUCCAUCUACGACGUCAUCGGGGGGCUGGUCAUUAUGGCCAGUGUGUUUACUCUAACGGGAGUGAAGCUGUAUAGGGUCAGCCGGGCUGUACGGCAGGACUACCAGGAGAUACUGAACUCACCCAUUAAAUAGAGCCUGGACUACAUCUCUCUCUCUCUUUCUCCAUGUCCCUCUCUCUCUCUCUCUCUCUCUCUCUCGCUGUCUUUUCCUCUCCCUGUCUCUCUCUCUCUGUCUGUCUCUCGCUGUCUUUCUCUCUCUCUCUCUCUCUCUGUCUCUAUUUCUCUGUCACUCUCUCCUCUCAAUUCAAUUCAAAGGGCUUUAUUGGCAUUGGAGACUUAUGUUUACAUUGCCAAAGCAAGUGAGGUAGAUAAUAUACAAAAGUGAAAUAAAUAAUGAAAAUGAACAGUAAACAUUAAAGAAUAAAGACAUUUCAAAUGUCAUAUUAUGUCUAUAUACAGUGUUGUAAUGAUGUGCAAAUAGUUAAAGUACAAAAGGGAAAAUAAACAUAAAUAUGGGUUGUAUUUACAAUGAACUAAAAGAAUAGAGACAUCUCUCUCUCUCUCGCUCUCCCUCCCAAUCUCCCUCUCUUUCUCUCUCUCUAAAUUCAAUUCAAUACACUUUAUUGGCAUGACGUUACUAAUGUGCAUAUUGCCAAAGCUUUGGAGAUUUACAAUAUUACCAUAAAAAAAGAGUAAUAAUCAAUGUUGUCAACGGGACAAAAGUAACAACAAUAACCAAGGAUCAAAAUAACCAUUGGACAAUAACAGUAAGCAUAGAGGACAUGUGCAGGUUGGUUGGUCUGUCAGACACUGUCCCUCAUAUUAUAGUCUGCCAGACACUGUCCCUCAUCCUAUAGCAGGCAGCAAUGGUCUGUCAGACACUGUCCCUCAUAUUAUAACAGGCAGCAAUGGUCUGUCAGACACUGUCCCUCCUCUUAUGGCAGGCAGCAAUGGUCUGUCAGACACUGUCCCUCAUCUUAUGGUCUGUCAGACACUGUCCCUCAUCUUAUGAAACAUAUGUCCCUCUCUCUGUGUGUGUGUGUGUCUCUCUCUCUCUCUCUCUCUCUCUCUCUCUCUCAGUGUGUCUCUCUGCCUCUCUCCCCCUCUGUCUCUCUCUGUGUCUCUCUCCCUCUCUCUGUGUCUCUGUCUCUGUGUCUCUCUCUCUCUCUCUGUGUUUCUCUCUCUCUCUCUGUGUCUCUCUCUGUGUGUCUCUCUGUUUCUGUCUCUCACUCCCUCUGUCUCUCUCUCUCUCUCUCCAUCUCUGUCUCUCACUCCCUCUGUCUCUCUCUCUCUCUCUCCAUCUCUGUCUCUCUCCACCUCUCUCUGUCUCUCUGUUUCUCCCCCCCUCUCUGUCUCUGUCUCUCUCCACCUCUCUCUGUCUCUCUCCACCUCUCUCUGUCUCUCUCUCUCCCCCUCUCUCUGUCUCUCUCUCUCUCUCUCUCCACCUCUCUCUGUCUCUCUCUCUAAAUGUUGCCCGGUUACAUGUACAAUUUGAAGAAUGUCUGUUGAAAUCUUCACAUAUUUAUUUUGUAUUGUUCGUUGACUUGGAGGAGUGCCAACUGUGUAAUGUCUUUGCUAAAGUUCUAUUUGUCUGUGAAAUAAAGACACGAUGUGAAACGA